GGCUGGACACAAAUCAGCAAAUGUUUAGCUGAAGUGUGAAUAAUUCAAGCGUGCAUGAAGAGGCGUGCUUUCUGAAGAGACAAAACGUGAGAAUAAAAAAAUUCUUCAAACAUUUGCAUCAGCCUUAGAGGACAAUGCGAGCAGCAGGAUUUGAAACAGAUUUGCAGAUGCACUCUUUUUAGACAGGGAGAAUGCUCAUUAUAUGCAAGAUGCUUCUGUGGCUCAUGUGUUUGCACGGAGGUAGAGGUUUGCAAGACUGACGUAUCGGAUAAAGUCAGAGUGGUUACCACACCGACGGUGUAGCAGCUGCAUAAUAAAUGAUGGAGAGAAUCAUGUUAGGCAUGCCCACCUAACCUAACUUGAAUCAUGCGAAAGGGGAGCUGCUGGAAUUCAAAUAGACUUUCUGGUUCCCAGCAGUCGGCAGUAAUAGAAUGCUUUCAGGAAGAUGACAGAUGCAGGGGAAAGAUGCUGUUUUGCACUAUCUUGAUUUGUUACGGCAGCCAACUUAUUGGCAUGAUGGAGUGACAAGAAAAGCAGCUGGCAUGGAAGAUGAACGGGAAGAUGUUCAAAAGAAAACAUUCACAAAAUGGAUAAAUGCACAAUUUGCUAAGUUUGGAAGACGUUACAUUGAAGAUAUUUUUAAUGAUUUUCGAGAUGGACGAAGACUUCUGGAGCUCCUGGAAUGUUUUACAGGCCAAAAACUUGCAAAAGAAAAGGGGUCCACAAGAGUUCAUGCUCUGAACAAUGUCAACAAAGCACUCCAGGUUUUGCAGAGAUAUAAUGUUGAUUUGGUAAAUAUUGGGAGCUCAGACAUUGUGGAUGGAAAUCAUAAGCUGACCCUUGGUUUGAUCUGGAAUAUAAUUCUCCACUGGCAGGUCAAAGAUGUAAUGAAAAACAUCAUGGCUGGACUGCAGCAGACAAACAGUGAAAAGAUUCUGCUGAGCUGGGUCCGCCAAUCGACUCGUAAUUACCCACAGGUCAAUGUUAUCAAUUUCACCAGUAGCUGGUCUGAUGGAUUGGCAUUUAAUGCACUGCUCCACAGUCACAGACCAGACCUGUUUGAUUGGAACGCUGUUGCUUCUCAGCAGUCACCUGUGCAAAGAUUAGACCAUGCAUUCAGCAUAGCCAGGAAACACCUGGGCAUAGAGAAACUCCUUGAUCCUGAAGAUGUUGCAACUGCCUGUCCAGAUAAGAAGUCUGUGUUUAUGUACGUGACUUCUCUGUUCCAAGUUCUGCCCCAGCAAGUGACUAUGGAAGCCAUCAGGGAGGUGGAGAUGUUGCCACGACACUCAAGGGUCACUACAGAAGAGCACAUACAAGUACAUCAUCAACAGCUUUUUUCACAAGAAUUUUUAGAAACUGUUGAAGAAAAGACAUACAGCACCAUGCGGAUGGGACCUGAAAUGGAUCUUGAAAACUACCAAACUGCUUUAGAGGAAGUACUCACAUGGCUUCUCUCUGCUGAAGAUGCAUUACAAGCACAAGGAGACAUAUCCAAUGAUGUAGAAGUUGUUAAAGAACAAUUUCACACCCAUGAGGGUUUUAUGAUGGAGUUAACAGCUCACCAAGGACGUGUCGGCAAUGUUUUGCAAGUGGGAAGUCAACUUUUAACAAUUGGAAAACUUUCAGAUGAUGAAGAGAAUGAAAUCCAAGAACAAAUGAAUCUACUUAAUUCUCGAUGGGAAAGUCUUAGGGUAGCAAGUAUGGAAAAACAAAGCAAUUUACAUAAAAUUCUAAUGGAUCUGCAGAAUCAGCAGCUAGCACAGUUAGCUGACUGGUUGACAAAAACAGAAGAAAGGACUAAGAAAAUCGAUUUGGAGCCCUUAGGUCCAGAUCUAGAAGACCUAAAACAUCAAGUAGAAGAACAUAAGGCAUUUCAGGAAGAUUUGGAACAGGAACAAGUCAAGGUGAAUUCUCUAACCCAUAUGGUGGUGGUGGUGGAUGAAAACAGUGGAGACAGAGCUACUGCUGCACUGGAAGAACAGCUUCAGCGCUUUGGAAACCGGUGGGCAGCCAUCUGCAGAUGGACAGAAGAACGAUGGGUCCUUUUGCAGGAUAUUCUACGUAAAUGGCAGCACUUUGCAGAAGAGCAAUGCCUUUUUGAUGCAUGGCUUACUGAGAAAGAGGAUGCUGUGAGAGAAAUUCAUACAACUGGCUUUAAAGAUCAAAAUGAAACACUGACCAGUCUACGCAAAUUAGCUAUCCUAAAAGGAGAUCUAGAAAUGAAAAGGCAAAUGAUGGGUAAGCUGAAGUCACUCAGCCAAGACCUCCUUGUAGCUGUGAAAAAUAAAGCAGUGGCUCAAAAGCUGGAAAGUCGUCUUGAAAAUUUUGCCCAGCGCUGGGAGAGCCUUGUACAGAAGGUGGAGAGCUACUCUAAACAGAUUUCACAGACUGUCACUACCACUCAGACAUCACUAACACAGACAACUGUAAUGGAAACUGUAACUAUGGUGACCACAAGAGAACAUAUCCUGGUUAAGCAUGCUAAAGAGGAGCUCCCACCACCUCCACCCCACAAAAAAAGGCAACUCCUUGUGGAUUCAGAAAUUAGGAAGAGGUUUGACUCAGAUACAACAGAGCUCCACAGCUGGAUGACCCGGUCAGAAGCAGUGCUUCAGAGUCCUGAGUUUGCAAUGUAUCGAAAAGAAGGCAAUCUCUCAGAUCUCAGAGAAAGAGUCAAUGCCAUCCAGCGGGAAAAGCCUGAGAAGUACAGAAAACUGCAAGAUGCCAGCAGAUCAGCUGAGGCCCUUGUGGAACAGAUGGUGAAUGAGGGUCUGAAUGCUGACAACAUUAGACAGGCAUCAGAGCAGCUGAAGAGCCGCUGGAUUGAGUUCUGUCAGUUGCUGAGUGAAAGACUGGCAUGGCUGGAGUACCAAAAUAACGUCAUUGACUUCUACUCCCAGCUGCAGCAACUGGAACAGACAGCAGUUACUGCAGAAAACUGGCUGAAAGCACAACCCACACCAGCAACAGACCCUGCUACAGUAAAAACUCAGCUGGAAAAAUGCAAGGAUGAAAUCAUUCGAAUGUCAACCCUUCAGCCUCAAAUUGAACGGCUAAAGGCUCAAAGUCAAGCACUCAAAGAGAAGGAGCAAGGGCCAGUGUUUCUAGAUGCUGACCUGGCUGCUUUUACCAGUCAUUACCAAAAAAUACUUGCUGACAUGCAUGCCAGAGAAAAGCAGCUACAGACCAUUUCUGACAGUUUGCCUCCUGCACACUACAAAGAGACAAUGAACACUAUACUUGUGUGGAUCCAGCAGUCAGAAACUAAACUCUCCAUGCCUCAGGUUGCAGUUGCUGAAUAUGAAAUCAUGGAGCAGAGACUCAGGGACCUCAAGGCUCUACAAAGUUCUCUGCAAGAGCAGCAAAAGGGCCUGAACUAUCUCAGCACAGCUGUGGAAGACAUAUCCAGGAAAGCCCCUGCAGAAGUCAGCCAAAGAUAUCGAUCAGAGAUUGAGGUGAUCCUUGGCCGUUGGAAGAAAUUAUCAGCGCAGCUGGUGGAACAUUGCCAAAAACUUGAGGAGCUUAUGACCAAACUCCAGCGAUUCCAGAAUGACACUAAAACAUUGAAGAAGUGGAUGGCUGAAGUAGAUGUUUUUCUGAAAGAAGAGUGGCCUGCCCUUGGUGAUUCAGAAGCACUGGAAAAACAACUUGAGCAAUGUACAGCUUUAGUAAAUGAUAUCCAGACAAUCCAGCCCAGUUUGAACAGUGUUAAUGAAGUUGGGAAGAAAAUGAAGAGUGAAGCAGAGCCAGAAUUUGCUUCCAGAAUAGAGAAAGAACUAAAGGAUCUCAAUGUUCAGUGGGAACACAUUUGCCAACAGGCCUAUGAUAAGAAGACAGCGUUAAAAGGUGGUUUGGAUAAAACUGUGAGUCUCCGAAAAGAUUUGUCAGAGAUGCAUGAAUGGAUAACACAAGCUGAGGAAGAAUAUCUGGAAAGAGAUUUUGACUAUAAAACACCUGAUGAAUUACAGAAUGCUCUUGAGGAACUGAAGAGAGCAAAGGAGGAAGCCAUGCAGAAAGAAGUGAAAGUGAAACUUAUUACUGAUUCUGUGAAUAAUUUUAUAGCAAAGGCUCCACCUGCAGCUCAUGAGGCUUUGAAAAAGGAGCUUGAUGUUCUAAUUACCAGCUACCAGCGACUCUGCAGCAGACUGAAUGGAAAGUGCAAAACUUUGGAGGAGGUAUGGGCAUGUUGGCGUGAAUUAUUGUCGUAUUUGGAUGCAGAAAAUAAAUGGUUGAAUGAGGUUGAACUGAAACUCAAGGCAACUGAAAAUAUCCAGGGAGGUGCAGAAGAGAUUUCUGAGUCUCUGGAUUCUUUGGAACGUUUAAUGAGACAUCCAGAAGACAACCGCAAUCAAAUUCGGGAAUUAGCUCAGACUUUAACUGAUGGUGGAAUCUUGGAUGAAUUGAUCAAUGAGAAACUUGAGAAGUUUAAUACUCGAUGGGAAGAAAUUCAGCAGGAGGCUGUGAGAAGACAAAAGAGUCUUGAACAGAGUAUUCAAUCUGCCCAGGAGACUGACAAAACCCUACGCUUAAUCCAGGAGUCUCUUGCUGUUAUUGACAAACAGCUAACAGCCUACAUUGCAGACAGAGUUGAUGCAGCACAGGUCCCUCAGGAAGCACAGAAAAUACAAUCCGAAUUAACAAGCCAUGAGAUUAGUUUGGAAGAAAUGAAGAAACGAAACCAGGGUAAAGAUGCUGCCAAAAGAGUGCUUUCCCAAAUUGAUGUGGCACAGAAAAAGCUGCAAGAUGUCUCCAUGAAGUUUCGCUUGUUUCAAAAGCCAGCCAAUUUUGAACAGCGCCUACAAGAAUGUAAAAGAAUUUUAGAUGAAGUGAAAUUGCAGGUGCCCAAGUUGGAGACGAAGAGUGUUGAGCAGGAAGUAGUACAAUCUCAGCUGGAUCAUUGCAUGAAAUUAUAUAAAAGCCUAAGUGAAGUGAAGUCUGAAGUGGAAACAGUGAUAAAAACUGGGAGGCAGAUUGUUCAAAAACAGCAGACUGAGAACCCAAAAGAACUGGACGAAAGGCUUACAGCUUUGAAGUUGCAAUAUAAUGAAUUGGGUGCAAAGGUGACAGAAAAAAAGCAAGAGUUAGAGAAAUGCUUGAAAUUGUCCCGGAAGCUACGGAAAGAAAUUAAUGCUAUGACAGAAUGGCUUGCAGCAACAGAUGCAGAAUUGACAAAGAGAUCAGCUGUGCACGGGAUGCCUAGUAAUUUGGAUGCUGAAAUUGCCUGGGGCAAGGCAACACGGAAGGAGAUUGAGAAACGCCAGGUCCAGCUCAAGAGCAUCAGUGAUUUAGGAGAGAAUUUGAAGACAGUGCUGAAAGGGAGGGAAAGUCUAGUGGAGAACAAGCUCAUCCUCCUGAACAGUAAUUGGAUAGCAGUAACAUCACGUGCUGAGGAAUGGUUCAAUCUGUUACUGGAAUAUCAAAAGCACAUGGAGGCUUUUGAUCAGAAUCUAGCUAAUGUCACAACUUGGAUGUAUCGUGCUGAAAUACUGUUGGAUGAAUCUGAUAAACAAAAACCCCACCAAAAAGAGGAAAGUCUUAAGCGCUUAAAGGCUGAGCUGAAUGAUAUGCAUCCAAAGGUGGACUCUGUGCGUGACCAGGCGAUAGACUUGAUGACAAACCGUGGAGAUCACUGCAGGAAAGUAAUAGAGCCUAAACUGUCAGAGCUCAACCAGCGAUUUGCAACUAUAUCACAAAGAAUUAAGAGUGGAAAGCCCUUCAUUCCUUUGAAGGAACUGGAGCAAUUUGACUUCGAUAUACAAAAAAUGCUUGAACCGCUGGAGGUUGAAAUUCAGCAGGGCGUGAAUCUGAAGGAGGAGGACUUCAAUAAAGAUAUGAGUGAAGAAGACGAAAGCACAGUGAAAGAAUUGCUGCAAAGGGGUGACACACUUCAAAAGAGAAUCACGGAUGAGAGAAAACGUGAGGAAAUAAAGAUAAAACAACAGCUGUUGCAGAGUAAACAUAAUACUCUCAAGGACUUGAGAUCUCAAAGAAGAAAAAAGGCUUUAGAGAUUUCUCAUCAAUGGUAUCAGUACAAGAGGCAGGCUGAUGACCUAAUGACAUGGCUGGAUGACAUUGAGAAAAAGUUAGCCAGUCUACCAGACCACAGAGAUGAGCAGAAGCUAAAGGAGAUUGAUGGAGAAUUGGAGAAGAAGAAGGAAGAUCUGAAUGCGGUGCACAGGCAAGCUGAACGCUUGUCUAAGGAUGGGGCUGCAAAAGCAGUGGAGCCAACCCUGAUACAGCUCAGCAAGCGCUGGCGAGAUUUUGAGAGCAAAUUUACUCAGUUUCGAAGACUCAACUAUGCACAAAUUCAAACAGUUCAUGAAGAUACAACUUCUGUGGUGACCGAAACUAUGACUGUGAAAACUACUUACGUGCCUUCUACAUACCUGGAAGAGAUCCUUCACCUUCUGCAAGCCUUGUCUGAAGUAGAAGAGAGCCUUAAUUCUCCUGUUCUGCAGGCUAAGGAUUAUGAGGAUCUCUUCAAACAAGAAGAGUGUCUUAAGAGCAUUAAAGAUAGCCUGGAGAGACUGCUGGGUCAUGUAGACAUUAUUAACAAAAAGAAGAUGCCAGCUUUGCAAAGUGCUACACCGAGGGAAGCAGCAAAUAUACAAGAAAAGAUGACUCAGCUUAAUCUUCAAUGGGAAAAAGUUAACAAGAUGUACAGGGACCGACAGGCACGGUUUGACAAAUCUUUGGAAAAGUGGCGGCUUUUUCAUUGUGACAUGAAAGGCUUUAAUCAUUGGCUGUCUGAAACUGAAGAGAAGCUGUCAAGAGCGCAGAUAGAGGCUGGAGAUGUGGGUCAUAUGAAAACCAGCCAAUUUCUCCAGGAGCUUCAGGAUGGCAUUGGGAGACAGCAAACUGUUGUCAAAACAUUGAAUGUAACUGGUGAAGAAAUUAUUGGGCAGUCAUCAACAGCAGAUGCUAAGGUGCUGAAGGAACAGCUGGAAAGUUUGAACACCCGGUGGCAGGAGAUCUGCAGACAGUUAGUUGAGAAAAAAAAGAGGCUAGAGGAAGAAAAGAAUAUUUUAUCAGAAUUGCAAGAGGACUUGGACAAGUUGAUUUUAUGGUUAGAGGAAGCAGACAGAACUGUUGAUACUCCCCUUGAACCAGGGAAUGAAGACCAGUUAAGAGACUGCCUUAGCAAAGUAAAGUUAAGAGCUGAAGAGCUGCCGCCCCACAAGGGAAUACUGAAACGAUUAAAUGAAACUAGAGGAACAGCGCUUGCAAGUGCAUCACUGAACCCAGACAAAAAACAUAAGCUAGAGAGUACGCUGAAGGAGGCUAACCAUCGCUUGUUGAAGGUGUCCAAAGAUCUCCCAGAGAAACAAAAAGAAAUAGAGAUUCUGCUAAAGGAUUUCAUUGAACUUGAUCAACAACUAAAUCAGGUGAUAUUGUGGGUAACGCCUGUCAAGAACCAGUUGGAGCUUUAUAACAAAGUGGGUCAGCCAGGAGCUUUUGAUAUAAAGGAAACUGAAGCAGCAGUGCAGGCUAAACAGCCGAAUGUGGAAGAGGUUUUGUCUAAAGGGUGUCAUUUAUAUAAGGAAAAACCAGCCACUCAUCCAGUAAAGAAAAAAUUAGAAGACUUGAAUGCUGACUGGAAGGCAAUAAACCACUUAAUUCAACAGCUAAAGGAAAAACCAGCAUUAGCAGCAUUUGGCCUUUUCUCUUCAAGUGUCUUAACUUCUGGUGAAACUGUUGCUGUGGAUACACAAACCAGGGUAACCAAGGAAACCACCACCUUCAAACCAGAAAUGCCAUCUUCUGUGCUUUUGGAGGUUCCAGCCUUGGCGGACUUCAAUAAGGCAUGGGCAGAACUCACUGACUGGCUUUCUCAACUGGAUCGAGAUAUAAAAUCUCAGAGAGUGAUAGUAGGUGAUCUUGAUGAUAUCAACGACAUGAUCAUCAAACAAAAGGCAAUACUACAGGAUCUGGAGCAAAGACGUCCCCAGCUGGAUGAACUAAUAACUGCAGCACAAAAUCUAAAAAACAAGACGAGCAAUCAGGAGGCCAGAACUAUAAUUACUGACCGCAUUGAAAAGAUACAGAGCCAGUGGGAUGAAGUGCAUGGACGCCUCCAAAGCCGGAGACAACAGCUUCAUGAAAUGUUAAAGGAUUCAGCACAGUGGCUAGAAGCUAAACAAGAAGCUGAGCAGGUUCUUGAACAAGCAAAAGCUAAACUUGAGUCAUGGAAAGAAAUUUCCUACACCGUGGAAGCUCUGAAAAAGCAGAAUACGGAGCUUAAGCAAUUUGCAAAAGAAAUACGACAAUGGCAAAUAAAUGUAGAUGUGGCAAAUGACAUGGCACUUAAGCUACUCCGUGAUUAUUCAGCAGAUGACACCAGAAAAGUAAAACUGAUGACAGAUAACAUUAAUGCAACGUGGGCUGCCAUUAAUAGGAGGGUUUGUGAGCGUGAAGCUGCACUGGAAUCGGCUCUAAGAAUGUUGCAACAAUUCUACCUGGAUCUUGAGAAGUUCCUUACUUGGCUUACAGAAGCUGAAACAACUGCAAAUGUCCUGCAGGAUGCUACACACAAAGAAAAGGAUGCCAAAAUGGCUCGGGAGCUCAUGAAACAGUGGCAAGAACUACAGGCGGAAAUUGAUGCUCAUACUGACAUCUUUCACAAUCUGGAUGAAAAUGGGCAGAAAAUUCUGAGGUCCCUGGAAGGCUCUGAGGAUGCAGCCCUGUUACAGAGACGCCUGGAUAACAUGAACCUCAGAUGGAGUGAUCUUAGGAAGAAGUCCCUAAACAUUAGAUCCCAUUUGGAAGCCAGUACAGACCAGUGGAAGCGUUUACAUCUCUCUCUUCAGGAACUUUUGGCAUGGCUGCAAUUGAAGGAGGAUGAAUUAAAGCAGCAAGCACCCAUUGGUGGAGAUCUUCCCACUGUGCAGAAACAGAAUGAUAUUCACAGGACUUUCAAGAGGGAGCUGAAAACAAAAGAACCUGUUAUCAGGAGUGCGCUUGAGACUGUGCAAAUCCUCUUAGCAGAGCAGCCUGUGGAGGGACUGGAGAAGCUCUACCCAGAACCAAGAGAGCUGCCACCUGAGGAAAGGGCCCAUAAUGUCACAAAACUUCUCCAAAGGCAAGCAGAUGAGGUCAGAACUGAGUGGGAUAAGCUGAAUCUACAGUCUGCUGAUUGGCAGAAGAAGAUAGAUGACGCUCUUGAAAGAUUGGAGGGCCUUCAAGAGGCGAUGGAUGAAGUGGACCUAAAACUACGCCAAGCUGAAGUGUUCAAGGGAUCCUGGCAGCCAGUAGGGGAUCUGCUAAUUGACUCUCUGCAGGAUCACUUAGAAAAAGUCAAGGUUUAUCGAGCAGAAAUAGUACCGCUCAAAGAAAAAGUGCAUCAUGUCAAUGAGCUCGCUCACCGGUUCACUCCCUCUGAUAUUCAACUCUCUCAGUACAACCUCAGCUGUGUGGAAGACCUGAACACAAGGUGGAAAGUGCUGCAGGUGGCCAUUGAUGAGCGCAUCAGGCAACUGCACGAAGCUCACAGGGAUUUUGGCCCUACUUCCCAGCAUUUUCUUACCACUUCUGUCCAAGGCCCCUGGGAGAGAGCAAUCUCACCAAACAAAGUGCCGUAUUAUAUCAACCAUGAGACGCAAACGACCUGCUGGGAUCAUCCCAAGAUGACUGAGCUUUACCAGUCUUUAGCUGACCUGAACAAUGUCAGGUUCUCAGCGUACAGGACUGCCAUGAAACUCCGCAGGCUGCAGAAAGCUCUCUGCUUGGACCUCCUGAGUCUUUCUGCUGCAUGUGAUGCCUUGGACCAGCACAAUCUCAAACAAAAUGACCAGCCGAUGGAUAUUCUGCAGAUCAUUAACUGCUUGACCACCAUUUAUGAUCGACUAGAACAAGAGCACAAUAACCUCGUCAAUGUUCCUCUCUGUGUGGACAUGUGCCUCAACUGGCUGCUGAAUGUCUAUGACACGGGCCGAACAGGAAGGAUCCGUGUCUUAUCUUUCAAAACCGGUGUUGUAUCCCUUUGCAAAGCACACCUGGAAGAUAAAUACAGAUACCUGUUCAAGCAAGUGGCAAGCUCCACUGGCUUCUGUGACCAGCGCCGACUGGGGCUCCUGCUGCACGACUCCAUUCAGAUUCCUCGGCAGCUGGGGGAAGUGGCCUCUUUCGGGGGCAGCAAUAUCGAGCCGAGUGUCAGAAGCUGCUUCCAGUUCGCCAACAACAAACCAGAGAUUGAAGCAGCCCUUUUCCUGGACUGGAUGAGGCUGGAACCACAGUCUAUGGUGUGGCUGCCCGUCUUGCACAGGGUGGCUGCUGCUGAGACCGCCAAACACCAAGCGAAGUGUAACAUCUGCAAGGAGUGCCCAAUUAUUGGAUUCAGGUACAGAAGUUUAAAGCACUUUAACUAUGACAUCUGCCAAAGUUGCUUCUUCUCUGGCCGUGUGGCAAAAGGUCAUAAAAUGCACUACCCCAUGGUGGAGUACUGCACACCAACAACUUCAGGAGAAGACGUCCGUGACUUUGCCAAGGUACUAAAAAACAAAUUUCGAACAAAAAGAUAUUUUGCAAAGCACCCACGAAUGGGCUACCUGCCUGUGCAAACUGUCUUGGAGGGAGACAACAUGGAAACUCCUGUUACUCUGAUCAACUUCUGGCCAGUAGAUUCUGCGCCUGCCUCGUCCCCUCAGCUUUCACAUGAUGAUACUCAUUCACGCAUUGAACAUUAUGCUAGCAGGCUAGCAGAAAUGGAGAAUACCAAUGGUUCUUAUCUAAAUGACAGUAUUUCACCUAAUGAGAGCAUUGAUGAUGAACACUUAUUAAUCCAGCACUACUGCCAAAGUCUGAACCAGGAGUCCCCCCUGAGCCAGCCCCGAAGCCCUGCCCAGAUCCUGAUUUCUCUGGAAAGUGAGGAGAGAGGUGAAUUGGAGAGAAUCCUCGCAGACCUGGAGGAGGAAAACAGAAAUUUGCAAGCAGAGUAUGACCGUUUGAAGCAACAGCAUGACCACAAAGGACUGUCUCCACUGCCGUCCCCACCGGAGAUGAUGCCAGUUUCUCCACAAAGCCCACGGGAUGCUGAACUCAUUGCGGAAGCCAAGCUGCUUCGCCAGCACAAGGGCCGCCUGGAGGCCAGGAUGCAAAUUCUGGAGGAUCACAACAAACAGCUGGAGUCACAGCUGCACAGGCUGAGGCAGCUGCUGGAGCAGCCACAGGCAGAUGCCAAGUUGAAUGGUACAACACUGUCAUCUCCUUCUGCCUCUUUGCAGAGGUCAGACAGCAGUCAGCCAAUGCUUCUUCGUGUAGUUGGCAGCCAGACUUCAGAAACCAUGGGUGAGGAUGAGUUGCUCAGCCCUCCCCAGGACACAAGCACAGGUUUGGAGGAAGUGAUGGAGCAGCUGAACAACUCCUUCCCCAGCUCCAGAGGAAGAAAUGCCCCUGGAAAGCCAGUGAGAGAGUGGGGACAGUGGCAGCUCACUGAUCUGCAUUUUCCUACAUCCUCCCAGAGGUGGAAACUCAGGAAUGGGGAGGAGAAAACAGUACAUUAAAAUUAAACCUCUGUAUGAUAAAUGUGGUAAGCAGCUAUGCUGCAGUCAUUGACUUGUGUUCUGUUGCUCUUGUAUGUAAGCAGAACAGGGAGACCCAUGUCUCUUGUCCUGCUUACAUAUUCACAAUUGUAUGUACAUACAUGUGCCAAUAUACCAACCGUCAUCUGCAGUUACUAAACAGUUUUUUUUCUUUUUCUUUAGAACAGUGAGAGUUGAGAGGUAUAAGAGAUUCAGGUGUUUUAAUUUCCUGGUAUAUAUAUAUGAAGAAUGCUACUAACAUUCACCAGCUCCACAGUGUUGUAUUGGCAAUGCAAAUGGGCGAUGGUUUUCACUGUGUGCUUUGGACACGGUUGGUUUGCUGCAAAAUAGAUUCUAGAAUUUAUACUUCACUGCUUGUUAAUGGAGGAAAACGUUUUGCGCUGUUGUCAUAGUACCUUUGAAAGUACUUCCAGAGAGCCUUGAUUUUUUCCUCUGUGAAGCUGCUCUUCACUCGCCAACCAGGUACAAGGUUUGAAAGCUGAAUUCCUAGUGAAAAUUAUUAUUAAAGAUGAAAUAUUCAGAGGCUGCCUGAGUGCAAUUGCAAGUAGCUGUGAAAUGACCUUUCAUGCACAGAUGAUGUUCAGUGUGGAUGAGGCAGAAAUUGAAGGGUAACCCGGUCUGCAAACUUCUGCUGGUGCAGAGAGUGGGGCUCAUGGAAGCACACUGCCCUGCGGUUUUUGGCAGUGCUGCUGUGAACCCCCAGUCACUGACAGGCUGCCCUGGGUAAGCCAGGAUUUGUUCCAGUGUGGUACCUUGAAAUAUAGUGGUUCUCUGCAUUGGCUGUAGGAACUGGCACAGGUCCAGACACUUCUAGGUAUAAGAGCCUCGGUGUGGUUAAGUCUGUCCUCAAAUGGCAGGUCCUCUCUCAUAUGGAUCAAAAAUAGGGUGCUUGGGAUGUCAUUUACAGAACUGCACCAGUCCACAAAUUUAAUGGAAAUUAUUUAAUUUUCAGCCCUACAUAUUCUUGGCUCAUACAGCCAGAGAAUUGUUCUCCAGCUCAGCAAAGCAGGUUGUUGAUUUCUAGUAUCUUCAUUCAGAUUUAUGCAUAUUACUCAGAAAAAGCUUCUGCUGCUGAAUGCAUACUUGAUACAAUUAAUGAAAAAUAAUAAACAAACAGAUAGGAAAAUGUACAUGCCUUGCCUGAUCAGAUUCCAGCAGUUUAAUCCUAAAAAAGUUGACUUCAGUGAAUCACUCACCACUCACUCUCCAGCUGUACUUGUUAUCACUGAUGGUUCCAGAAGGGGCUUGGUAACUUGCAGAGCUGAAUAUAAAACGCCAUUCUCCAUCUGAUUAUGAAGUGUAUGAGCUAAGGUAUAGAACAAUUUUUGCUUUAUGUACAACUCCAUUUGCACAAAAGCAGAUCAUGCUGUUUUAAACCCACCCUGCCAGGUUUUGAUCCCAUUACUCACAUUAGGUGUUGUUUUCAUGUGUAAUCCCAUGGAUUUUGUAGCAUUAUUCAAUAUGAAUAAGGAAAUCAAAAUCCAAGUUACCAGCAGGAAGGAUUUUUCUCUUGACAGGGAAGGGUUAGAAAUCUGCUACAAAAAAAAGGCACUGCAUUGUGUUUGGGUUUAUUAAUUUACUUUCUGUCCAUUCUUUCAAGUCUGAAUGCUUUUCAUUUAUUUCUCUGACAAGCUGUAGUGUAAGAUUGUCAUUCAGUUCCUGUGCCGUCACCCAAGGGCCUUAAUUCCAGUAGAGCCUCUAAAGCAAAUUCAGCAGAUGUGAAACACAUCACUCUGCAUGUGACUAGAAGUGAUGUAGUUAGUGUCUGCAGAAAUAGGUGCUUCUUCAAAGCAAACAUACCUGUGUUAAUAGUCCCUCCGUUUUAUAAGUCUAAGUUAAUACUGUCCAUGUCCACUUUGAGCUUUAUUGCUGUAUUUCAAAGUGUGUGCUAUUUUUUUAUUAUACAGUAGCUUCUCUUAACCUUUCAGUGCCUUAAGCAUGGAGAAAACUUUUUCAGCUUUAAUGUUUUUAAAAAAACAAAACAGAAUUGAUGCCUUCUUCGGUGGCGUUACUUUAACAAUAUCAAUAAUAAUGAGUGUACAGCUAUGAUUUAUAUUUUUCCAAGUGAUUUUAGGACAGUAUUUUUCUCAUUUGCUUGUUAAUCAAAAAUGUCAGUGUCCUGUGUUUCAGUCUUAGAGAGGGCAAGUAAGCAGUAUUCAACAGAAUAAAUAGAGCUAUAUAAAACCAGUGAGUACAUCUGAGCCAUUAUUUAGGUAACAGGCACUAUAGAAAAGGGUGCAUUCAUUGCACAUACAGUACCAGUACAUCAUGGCAUACGUUCACCAGCUGAGUGGCUGGAGCACUGUUGCACUGCCCUCUCUUCUGGCGUCCUCCAUCCCACAAUUGUCCCAAAGACUACUGUCAACAAGCUGUUGCACUUUACAGUCCAGCUAUUAACAUAAACUGCAGUCAGCAGAUGUUUAUCGUCAUGCUCUGAGCUGUAAAGUAGGAUGGCUCGGGAGAAGAUACACAAUUGUUCAGGUUUUCUGCAGUGGAAAUUAAGACCUGUGCUAGAGAAGUAGCAUGGGUGGUGUGGGGUAGAGGGAGUUGUGUCUCCUUAAUCACCCCAGCGUGCCUCUGUGCCGCUUCUGUGGAGAGAGAUCGGAUUUGAACCAUGGUUAUUGCAAAACUAUGGCAGCAAUUAACAGAGAAAAGAAAAAAAGACUAACAGACUUUCCUGUAAUUUUUAUGGAUUAAAAUACCUGGUGAUCCCUGGAUGCAGAAGGUCUUCUUGGCCUGUGUUUUAGUUACCUGAACAAUUUAGCAGUUUGUACCUACUGUGGGAUACUUCUGAGAGACUUUUUUUCUACAUUUUUGAUUGCAGUUAUUCUUUCUACGCCUAGCCUCUUUCUAUAAAACCAGCUUGCCUUUGUUACCCUUACAGCUCUGUAUCUGACA
Molecule: messenger RNA, 14438 nt
Organism: Pezoporus occidentalis (night parrot)
Lineage: Eukaryota; Metazoa; Chordata; Aves; Psittaciformes; Psittacidae
Gene: DMD
Product: dystrophin
Exons: 78
Coding region: 453-11501 (3682 amino acids)
Biological process (GO): regulation of muscle system process; skeletal muscle tissue development; neuron development
Cellular component (GO): sarcolemma
Molecular function (GO): protein binding; zinc ion binding
Source: RefSeq, a predicted model, not a curated record